This is a messenger RNA of Aspergillus melleus, 2100 nucleotides long. RefSeq lists its product as uncharacterized. The coding region runs from base 1 to 2100 and encodes 699 amino acids. The transcript is spliced from 3 exons. Lineage: Eukaryota; Fungi; Ascomycota; Eurotiomycetes; Eurotiales; Aspergillaceae. The record is from RefSeq and is a predicted model, not a curated record.
AUGAGUCGAUACUCGCAUAUUGAUGCUGCAAGGACCAGGCAGGGGAGUGUGGUCACAGACGCGCAUUGGAAGGACCAGGAUUUAGAAAUCGUCGAUCGACUCCUCGAACCACAAACCGUCGCGCAUUUUCUCGAAUUCUGUCUCUGGGGAACACUCCCGACCGGCAAACAGACUUCCCUUCCGAAACUCAUCCCCGAAGAUGUCCCGUUCAUUCAUGGUCCGCCGCCGCCAGGCGAAAAUACAGGCGACAACGAUAAUUCAAUGCCUAUUAUCGAUCGCGUCGCGCAGAGAAUCGGCUCCUUCGCGGACUCGUCCCGUUUGUGCCUCGUCGGAAAGAAUAUCCACUCGCUGAAGUCGCGACUCUGGGAGGGUAUUAUCCCGAUGUCGGAGCAGCGAUGGCACGAAAAGGGCCUUCACAGGGAAGACAACUUUGACGUCGCGGCGCAGCAUGUCUCCGCUGUCGUGGCUGUUUUCGAGUAUCUGAAUCAACAGCGCGUAGCGACGAACCUGCGCGACACGUUCAAUCUGAUCUGGGACCACUGGGCGGAGGCGGAUGUCUUGGUGAACCGGAACAGAGAGACAAUGGGAAAAGAAAAAGUCAGUAUUACGAAGCUCUGGACGGAAUACAUGAGCGCCAAGUACGAGGUCAUGACGGGAAGAGCGCAUCGCUGGGUCAUACUACACGUUGAAGCCCUGCGCACGCCAUUACUUCGGACGCUGCGGUUACAUCAGCCGAUGAACGAAGAGGUCGUCGAUCAGAUUCAGUGGAAAACCACGGAUCGAAUGCACAUACUGAAUGAAAUAGCUGCGGUGGCCGACUAUACGAUCUGCAUGCCAAUGCAGGGGUAUAAGGGGUGGAGUGGAAAUUUGCCGACAUGUGCGCAGGGAACGUUGGGGGAACGGAGUAAGUGGUAUUCGCCGCAGUUGAAGCUUAUGACGCGAGAGGUGCUCUUCGAGAGGAUGUCGAAUGGGACCCGGGCCCCGGGGGGUCUGGCUUCACCCGUGUCGUUACAUCAGACGGCGAUGGACCAGAUCGAGUGUCAGAAUCGACUGAGGCGGGAGAUUCGUGGGGAGGCUGUCAUAAUGCCAAAAGAGCCGUGGAUCACAAGCGCGUUGCAGAAGCUAGAGAAAAAGCCGGAGCCACUGCAUGAAAGUGAUGGGCUGGUGAUUUAUCGGAUCACGUAUGGACAGACGGACGAGGAGUGGAGCGGGUUUCUGCAGAAGUUCGAGGCCCAUGUGGAUGAUUGGGGACGAGGACAUACGGGGAGUAGCUUCAUGAAACCGUAUUUGAAGUUGCAUUGGUUUGAUGGGGAGCUAUUGGGUAUUCCAGAGGGUGAUGUGAUGGCGGCGAGAAAGCAUUUCAAUGAGCAUGCAGUCUCCUCAUUCAAAGACAAGGUUCGAGUUAACAAACACGUGUUUCUCGCUGUGGACGAUAUCAGCUUCGGGUCUUACACAACAAAAGACUACGAAGUCGCCACACCCUUGCCUCUGCGCGGCGAUUUUACAGGCUUUGUGUUAUCUGUUGACGCAGACUAUGACCCCGAGGAACCCCGCGAUCGCGCCAACGAAUCACCAGGUUACCACGGUCAAAUGCGAAUCCUAGGCAGUCUGGUCUGGGGCGACCUAUUCUCUGUGCUCUCGUCACAAUCAGCCCUGCUAGAGGAUCUUUGGCCCCUAGCCCUUGACCAUCCCAAUCAAGUCUACGCGGGCCCAACAGUCCCACUGACAAUCAGCGACUGGCGAAUCCAGAACGGAAUCCGAAAUCUUCUACUCCGACAGACAGUUGACUACGUCAAAGCGAAGAUGAACGGGACUGCCCCGGAACUACCCUCCCAGCCACGACGGGAGCCUCGAUCUACCAGGACAGGACAGGAGGACCCACUACGGCAACAUAUGAUGACAAGCUUUAUCAACUGGCUACGGGACAAUAAUCACACGCGGGAGGGGAUCAUGGCCGAGGAAGUGAUGCGAGCGGGGCCAGACCGGGAUGCCGAUUUGGAGCGAGUCCAGCAGCGCAUCGAUGCGUUGGAAAAUGGGGACGAGGAGGAGGUAAAUCCGCGGAGGCUUGAGGAUCCGGACGAUCCAUGUGCCAUGCAGUGA